GCUCUUUCGUCAGUAUUUCUGCAAACGUUGAGCAGUAAACAGCCUGUACCUUCUCACAUCCUUACGGAUUAAUAACUAAUAAACAAAUAUGUGUGACGACGAAGUUGCCGCUCUUGUUGUAGACAAUGGCUCCGGUAUGUGCAAAGCCGGAUUCGCCGGAGACGAUGCCCCAAGAGCCGUCUUCCCUUCCAUCGUCGGCCGCCCAAGACAUCAGGGUGUGAUGGUUGGUAUGGGUCAGAAGGACAGCUAUGUAGGAGAUGAAGCCCAGAGCAAGAGAGGUAUCCUUACCUUGAAAUACCCAAUUGAGCACGGUAUCGUCACCAACUGGGACGAUAUGGAGAAGAUCUGGCAUCACACAUUCUACAAUGAACUCCGUGUAGCCCCAGAAGAGCACCCAGUCUUGCUCACUGAGGCCCCACUCAACCCCAAAGCCAACAGGGAAAAGAUGACCCAGAUCAUGUUUGAGACCUUCAACGCACCAGCCAUGUACGUCGCCAUCCAGGCCGUGCUCUCACUGUAUGCUUCCGGUCGUACCACCGGUAUCGUACUCGACUCCGGAGAUGGUGUCACCCACACCGUCCCAAUCUACGAAGGUUACGCUCUUCCCCACGCCAUCCUCCGUCUUGACUUGGCUGGUAGAGAUCUUACUGAUUACUUGAUGAAGAUCCUCACUGAACGUGGUUACUCAUUCACAACCACCGCUGAACGUGAAAUUGUCAGAGAUAUCAAGGAGAAGCUUUGCUAUGUUGCUCUUGACUUCGAGCAGGAAAUGGCCACCGCCGCUUCUUCAUCCUCCCUCGAGAAGAGCUACGAGCUUCCCGACGGACAGGUCAUCACCAUCGGUAACGAGAGAUUCCGUUGCCCAGAAUCCCUUUUCCAGCCAUCCUUCUUGGGUAUGGAAUCUGCUGGUAUCCAUGAAACCACAUACAACAGCAUCAUGAAGUGUGACGUCGACAUCCGUAAGGAUCUCUACGCCAACACCGUCUUGUCUGGUGGCACCACCAUGUUCCCAGGUAUUGCCGACAGAAUGCAGAAGGAAAUUACCGCCCUUGCUCCAUCAACCAUGAAGAUCAAAAUCAUUGCUCCACCAGAGAGGAAAUACUCCGUCUGGAUCGGUGGCUCCAUCCUUGCUUCCCUCUCCACCUUCCAACAGAUGUGGAUCUCCAAACAGGAAUACGAUGAAUCCGGCCCAUCCAUUGUCCACAGGAAAUGCUUCUAAGCCAUUCGACAAAAUAGACACUUUAAUAAAUUUGACAAACAGGACAGUGCCGAGCAAAAAAUUAAAACUUUAUUUAAAUUCGCAACAUUCUGUUUUUAUUAUUCAUUCGUAUUUGAAGUUAUUUAUUUUUAAAAUUUAUUUUAUCGUGAUGGAAACACUUUGCUUUAUUUCUUCAAUUGCCCUAUUUCGAACUGGACUUGUUAAGCUUUCUAGGGCGCAUGCGCGAGUCACGUGAUAUCAAACUUUGAAUUUUUUGAGAUAAAACAGGAAUAAAGAAAGCAAAGUGA
This is a messenger RNA of Ruditapes philippinarum (Manila clam), 1506 nucleotides long. RefSeq names its product actin, adductor muscle. The transcript has 3 exons. Bases 89 to 1219 code for a protein of 376 amino acids. The record is from RefSeq and is a predicted model, not a curated record. NCBI's taxonomy places the organism in Eukaryota, Metazoa, Mollusca, Bivalvia, Venerida, Veneridae.